AUGGACAAGACAAAGAAGGAGCAGGAGCUUAAGGCUCGGGAGAACGAGCGCUGCUGGAAGAAGGAGGACGUCGCCAAGUGGGACGAACAGAUCUCUACUAUGGCUGAGGAGAUUUCUGGGAUCGAGACACAAGAAGCUGCCAUCAGACGUAGGAAUGAGGCUAACAUCAGAGAGGUGGAGCGGAAGGGCGAAAAGGAGCGCAAGGAAGUGGCUACGGUCGAGGAGGAAGCCAAGGAGAAGAGCCAGGCCAUGCUUUACUGGAAGAGGAGCGCAAAGAACUCCAUGUCGAUGAUGAUACGGACGAAACUCGCGAAACCAGCCGAAGAGAACAGGAGCGUGAGGCCAAAUGGCGCGGCCGGUUCCAGGAACUCCUUAGCACCCACAACAGGCUCCACAAUGCCUUGCAGCAGGCUACAAUGUAUCUCAACAGCACCAGGGAUCGUCUGCAGUACUAUGAAUCGAUCCGCCAGAACCGAGCCGUUUCGUCUGCGCCUCCUCCACCGCUCAACCUUGAGCCCCAGCGACAACGGUCCAUCCGUCGUCCAAGACAUACCGGCUCCCACGGUAGUAGCGUCUGUUCGCCUCGUUGGCCGGUUGUGGCUGAACCCUUCCAACCAGAAACCACGACGUUUGGUCCGAGCUAUUUUAACCCUCAGAACGGUAUGA
Molecule: messenger RNA, 666 nt
Organism: Cyphellophora europaea CBS 101466
Lineage: Eukaryota; Fungi; Ascomycota; Eurotiomycetes; Chaetothyriales; Cyphellophoraceae
Exons: 1
Coding region: 1-666 (221 amino acids)
Source: RefSeq, a predicted model, not a curated record